This is a messenger RNA of Magnolia sinica, 622 nucleotides long. RefSeq names its product protein STRUBBELIG-RECEPTOR FAMILY 2-like. Gene Ontology annotation, molecular function: protein binding. Gene Ontology annotation, cellular component: plasma membrane. The coding region runs from base 104 to 349 and encodes 81 amino acids. The record is from RefSeq and is a predicted model, not a curated record. Gene Ontology annotation, biological process: hormone-mediated signaling pathway. The transcript is spliced from 5 exons. Lineage: Eukaryota; Viridiplantae; Streptophyta; Magnoliopsida; Magnoliales; Magnoliaceae.
AAAAUUUUACGAAAUAAUCAAUCAUUUCAGAUUUCUUUCUGAUUACUGUGGUUGCUAGUUUCCUAGUAGUUAUUUGGAUUUGUAGUUGUGGGCCGCUUUCCUGAUGAUGAUAUUGAAGAAAUUGAAGAUUUUAGACACGGGAAGGUACAUAGCCUUUGAUGAAUAUGAAGGGAUUGAGGUGGCAUGGAACCAGGUGAAGCUAAACCUCGCAUUCAAUCGGCUGAGUCAGAAUAUUCCAUUCUCCUUAGCUUCCUUGAAAUCUCUCCGUUAUUUGAAUCUGAGUCACAAUUCCCUCUCCGGUUCCAUUGGGGACAUAUUUACUGGUCUGAAGAAUCUAAAACAAAUCUAAAACAAAUGUUCUGGACUGUGGUGAGAAGAAUGAGCUUCUGGUAGACAAAACAGAGAACCUCCGCUCACAGGUGGUGAACCUCAAUAUCAUUGAGGGCCUGAACUUGCUGAAGGACUCCGAAAUACUGGUGCUGAUGCCUUUUACUGCUACACAGCUCACCAAAUAUCGAUAAGAAACCGGUCCCUUGGAAACAAUGGCAAUCAUUGGCAACAAGGAGAUCAUUGACAUUAACCAAGGUAUGUUAGCUGCUUAGACUUGUGUAAAAAAAAAAAA